Molecule: messenger RNA, 2387 nt
Organism: Erythranthe guttata (spotted monkey flower)
Lineage: Eukaryota; Viridiplantae; Streptophyta; Magnoliopsida; Lamiales; Phrymaceae
Biological process (GO): proteolysis
Cellular component (GO): cytosol
Molecular function (GO): serine-type endopeptidase activity; oligopeptidase activity
Source: RefSeq, a predicted model, not a curated record
AUGGGAUCCCUAUCCGCCGCCGCCGGCGAGCAUCCAAUUUACCCCACCGCUCGUCGCGACGAGUCCAUUGUCGAUAAUUAUCACGGCGUCAUGGUUUCCGACCCUUAUCGAUGGCUCGAAGACGCCGAUUCCGUAGAGACGAAAGAAUUCGUCGAGAAGCAGACGAAACUAACGGAUUCCGUACUUAAAACAUGCGAAGCGAGGGAAAAAAUUCGUCAAAAGCUUACGGAAUUAUACGAUUUCCCCAAAUACGACGCGCCGUUUAGGGCAGGCGACAAGUAUUUUUACUUCCAUAACACCGGUUUACAACCACAAAGAGUUCUUUAUAUUCAGGAUAGUUUGGAUGGAAAACCGGAGAUUUUGCUCGAUCCAAACUCGUUAAGUGACGAUGGUACACUUUCGUUACGUGCGUAUGAAGUUAGCAUUGAUGCAAAGUACUUAGCCUAUGGAAUUAGUUCUAGUGGUAGCGAUUGGGUUACCAUUAAAGUUAUGCAGAUCGAAGACAAGCGCAUCGAGCCCGAUACUCUUUCAUGGGUGAAGUUCUCUAGUAUUAGUUGGACACAUGACACCAACGGUUUUUUCUACACCCGUUAUCCAGCUCCCGAGGAUGGAGAGAAAUUGGAUGCUGGCACGGAGAUAAAUUCCAAUUUACACCACGAGCUUUAUUAUCACUUCCUAGGCACGAAUCAAUCGGAAGAUAUACUAUGUUGGAGUGAUCCCGAUAAUCCUAAGCAUACUCGUUCUGCUUCCGUCACAGAAGAUGGGAAGUAUGUUCUUCUCUAUACGUACGAAAACUGCGAUCCGGUCAACAAGAUAUACUACUGCAACAUGUCGGGUCUUCCGGAAGGACUCAAAAGUUACAAGGGCAAAAAGGACAUAUUGCUACCCUUCGUAAAACUUGUAGAUACGUUCGACGCUAAUUAUCACUAUAUUGCGAACGACGACACGAUUUUCACAUUCCUUACUAACAAGGACGCUCCAAGAAACAAGCUCGUACGAGUUGAUUUAAACGAUCCUAAUUUUUGGACUGAGGUGCUUCGAGAAGAUGGAGAGGAUGUGCUUCAGUCUGCUGUGGCGGUCAAUGGAAGUCAAAUAGUCGUAAAUUAUUUGAGCCAUGUGAAAAAUGUUUUGCAGUUGAGGGAUUUGGAAACGGGUGCCCUUUUGCACCGUUUACCACUCGAAAUCGGAACGGUUUCCGAGAUCUCUUCCCGUCGGAAGGACAAGAUCGUCUUUAUUGGAUUUUCGAGCUUUCUUGUACCGGGCAUUAUAUAUGCAUGCAAUCUUGAAGCUGAGGUCCCGGAUAUUAAAAUAUUCCGAGAAAUCGUUGUUCCUGGAUUUGACAGGACUCAUUUCGAAGUCAAACAGGUAUUUGUGGCGAGUAAAGACGGUGCUAAGAUUCCGAUGUUUAUAGUGGCUAGAAAGGGAAUUUGCAUGGAUCAGUCACACCCCUGUUUACUGUACGGAUACGGAGGAUUUAACGUCAGUGUUACUCCACAGUUUUUCGUUAAUCGAAUUUUGAUCGCAAAGCAUUUAGACGUUGUCUUUUGCUUUGCGAACAUUCGUGGAGGUGGUGAGUAUGGGAAAGAAUGGCAUAAAGCUGGUUCCCUUUCGAGGAAGCAAAAUUGCUUUGAUGACUUUAUAUCCGCUGCAGAGUAUCUUGUCUCGUCUGGUUAUACUCAGCCGAGAAAGUUGUGUAUUGAAGGUGGAAGCAACGGUGGCCUCCUUGUCGGAGCUUGUAUUAAUCAGAGGCCUGAUCUUUUUGGCUGUGCUCUUGCUCAUGUUGGUGUUAUGGAUAUGUUAAGGUUUCAUAAAUUCACUAUUGGUCAUGCAUGGACAUCAGACUUUGGCUGUUCAGACAGGGAGGAAGAGUUCCAUUGGCUAAUCAAAUACUCGCCAUUGCAUAAUGUUCGAAGGCCAUCUAAUAAGACGACUCAGUAUCCAUCAACUAUGUUGUUGACGGCCGACCAUGACGAUCGUGUUGUGCCGCUGCACUCACUCAAGUUAUUAGCGACAAUGCAGCAUGUUUUAUGCACGAGCUCGGAGAAAAAUCAUCAAACUAAUCCGAUUAUCGGGCGCAUAGAACGUAAGGCAGGGCAUGGAUGCGGAAUGCCAACUCAGAAAUUGAUUGAUCAAGCUGCAGAUAGAUAUGGUUUCAUGGCAAAGAUGGUGGAAGCUAUAUGGAUUGACUAGAUGAUGCCGGUACUGCUGAAUCGCUUUUGGAAAGUAUUUACAAAAUAAACAGUGCUUAUUAGGGGAAACUCGGUGUGUUUUUCUCUAAACAAUCACGGUCUAUCUUACGAUCUUUCUGAAUCUCGUGUAUAUAACUUAUAAAUAAAAAAUAAAUUCAAAGUACAAGGACCUAGUAAAAAUUCCAAGAAAAGUGAAAA